AUGGACCCUGCCAAGGUUGAAAAAUCGAGCACAGGUCAAUGUCAUAGCCAAGCCAGAGGUCGCUGCUUACGGGUGUUUUUACCAUGGUCUCCUUUGUUUACCCCAUUGACCGGUACGGAUGUCCGGCUUCGGGAUACGCAGUCUGGGGAACUUCACACAGGGGCAAAUGGAUCCUCCGCACAGGAGACCGACUCCUUGGAUCCCAACAUCCUUUUGCCCCUCGCCGUCAACCUGACCGGCACCCACCCCUUACCAUUAUGGCAACGAUUGCCAGUUAAUCCCUUGUGUACUUUUAAACCGAUUUUACCAUCGAAUCGUCUACAAGGUGGGAUUUCAUCCGGGGCCGCCAACGCCUCCCAAUCCUUCCUUCAACCGCCCUCCAACCACCCCCCCGAGACCUCUUCGCCUUCCUUUCAUCAAGGUGAAUUGGUUUCCAAAUCUAAGCGCGGUUUGCCCGAGAAGGAGGACUUUUUGUACUACUGUGAUGCCUGCCAAAAGGGGUUUAAACUGCAGGAAAAAUACGACGCGCACAUGGAGAACCACAUCUAUUGCAACGUCCCAGGCUGUGGCUUUACCUGUCGUAAAGACCGUGGAUGGAAAAUGGAGGAGCAUGUGAAUAUGCUGCACAACCGCCCAAACGCUCCGGAUUUGGUAGAUAACACGCGCUAUCUUGACCAACGCCGCUCGCGCUUUCCUACCCAGGACGCAAUUAAACAAAAAGUGGAGGAGCUUUACUACAAGGCGGCCCGAGGGGCGGUCCUGCCGAAUGAGCGCCGGCGCUGGAUGCAGCAACAUGGGGUGCACAUUCAGAAGCGAUUUCGCUCCGAACACACCUACAUCCAGCGCGGUAAGCCCCCGUGGGGGAUUAAUGAAGACGAGCAACCCCAUCCCGUCCGCGAUGCCAACGACGACGAACAAGCCAACGCGGGCGUGGCGACCGGGGGAGGUUCUCCUGAGGAAAAAGAACCCGACCCGGCCCUUCCCAUCUGCCCUUCUUCUCCCCACACGAACAGCUCACACCGCGCUCGAAGCGGGGAUGCCAAUCGAUCCACGAGCCCCGUGUCCUUCUGCCAGGCCUUAUCGGAAAACGGCUCGUCUUCGGAUCAUUCCACCCGGUCUUCCUUACGACGGGCGGGUGAAAUUAACCCUACCGAAGCGCAUCCCCCCGCGGCGCCGCUCAGCGGUGAUGGCGAUAAUCAAAAGGCGUCGUGCGCAGUCCCGCCUCCCCUUUUCCAUCACCAAUCCAAACUUAUUCAGCGGGUGGAGCGGCAGCGGGAAAAUGGGCAGGUACCGCGCUACUACGUUUGCAAUCGAUGUGGUGUCAAAGGAAGCCACUGGCUGAGCGACUGCCCCACCAAAGGAAACCCCCUUUACAAUCGUCAUAUGGUCUGGGGCGAGCCAAAGCUAUCGAAGCCCGACGCCGGCACGUCCCCCGCCCUCAAUAGUGCAAACCCCUUCGCUAACGCCAAGGGAGAGGUCCCACCCGGGCUCGGUUCUUCUCCAGCUGAGGAGCCGCCUCAAGUCGGGGAGGAGGGGGCGGACGCCAAAGGGGAUUUUCAGACGGCGGAUGACAGCCCUUCGCUGCGGCCUGGCGCCGCUCCGAUUCCGCGCUCGGUCGCCCACGGGGACUCUUUGAGGGACACCAAUCGUGGCUUCGAGGACGAGGCGGAGUUUGAUGCCCUGCCACCGCCUGAGGUCACGGCACGGGCUGGGCCUACCCCGGUCGAACGUUGCCAAGCAAAGAAGAGUGGGAAAUUCGGCCCCAACGAUGACGGGGCGGCCACCAAGGAUGUCAGCAGAAUGCUUGCACCUGUAGCCGCCAAGAAGUUUCUGCAAGCCCGAAUGCAGGACAAGGAGCGGAAGGGUAGAGGUAAGCCAAGUGAUUUGAGAGAGCGUGAGACAUCGAAAGAGCCGACGCUCUAUGAGCGUCUCACCGAGGAAGAUCGACUAAAUGAAAAGGGACUCCUACUACAAGCCAUUCGAUUCUUUGUUGCUCGAGAUUUUUUCUGUUAA
Molecule: messenger RNA, 2013 nt
Organism: Phytomonas sp. Hart1
Lineage: Eukaryota; Euglenozoa; Kinetoplastea; Trypanosomatida; Trypanosomatidae
Source: the annotation of a GenBank genome assembly